AAGCAAGUACUUUAUAUAAUAAGAAAUCAAUCGUCAACGUGUCUGAAGCAAAAGAGCACAUCACUCGGGUGGCGUUUGUGACGCGGCCAAAACACCAUCGCCGUAGUGGACAAGUUGCGAAAAACUUAAGGGUUGAUGCGAGGUUGUUUUACUUCGUUACGACGUCGAUGCAUGCUUUGCAAACAUGUUUGUAACGAUUUAUUACGGAGAUCAGAAGUCGUUGCUUGUCAAUCCAAGCUGUUCCGUGGUAAAUCUACUGAACUCGAUAAAAGAGCGCUGCGGUUAUGGCGAUAGUGACAGAGUUCUGGACUUGAGCGACGAAACAGGACUAGUCUUAGAUCUCAGCAGCCACAAAAACGAUUACGCUAGCAAGUAUCUCGCAUCCAAAGGCUUCUACGUUCUGGUAGAGAAACGGACGAUAACAUCACCUUCCAAUGACCCAAACGAAUCGAGGCUCCCGCAGGAAGUCCAAUAUGUACCCCUGCUUCUAAGACCCAACGAAACAUUUCAAGGUUAUAAAGCUAGAGUGGCUGAGAGGAACAUGGGUCGAGAUGAAAUAUCACAGACGAGCAGAAACACAGCAAGCAGAGGUAAACGAGGGAGACCGAGAGUACGAAAGAGUGUAGUAGAAGCAAGUUAGCGCACGAGAACAGAUUCCUUUGACAGAGUCCAUCUCUGUUUACCCUUGUAGUAACAAUUCAAGUUAGAUGUUCUUUGAGAGGUAUCAGGUUCUUUAUAAGAUUAAAAUUGUAAAUUAAUAAGGAUAAAACUGUAACUUGAGUUUAAAAACCUAUUUUUAAUUACAAAAAAAAAAGUACAACAUGUAUUUGUAAAUAACGUGAAAUCCCUAAGUUAAAUUGUAAUGUAAUUAGCGUAAGGACCUUCCUUGUAAUUUGCUUGUUUCGCAGUCAUUACUGUAGCUUAUUCUUAAAAAAAAAGAAAAGAAAACCUUUCUAGGGAACAUGUAGUGGUCUAGAAUUGGGCUACAAAAUCAAAAACUUAACAAAAAGUUUCCUGAGCCG
Molecule: messenger RNA, 1022 nt
Organism: Stylophora pistillata
Lineage: Eukaryota; Metazoa; Cnidaria; Anthozoa; Scleractinia; Pocilloporidae
Source: RefSeq, a predicted model, not a curated record